Molecule: messenger RNA, 978 nt
Organism: Ziziphus jujuba (common jujube)
Lineage: Eukaryota; Viridiplantae; Streptophyta; Magnoliopsida; Rosales; Rhamnaceae
Exons: 1
Coding region: 1-978 (325 amino acids)
Source: RefSeq, a predicted model, not a curated record
AUGGUAUUCCUCAUGAACAUGCACCAACAUGAAGCUGGGAGAGUCCUCAAUGGAGAUCGGAAAUUGAUGGAGAAUGAGUACCUUUUGUUAGGUUCACUUUCUGGUCCUUCAACAAACCCGGCUCCCAAUCCUCCAACUCAUAUUCCUGGACCUAAGAAGGCUAAGGUUUCCACCAUUAACCAAAAGAACUUUGCAGGCCACACCCAACCUCCACCUCGUCAUCCACCUUCAGGGCCAUUGAUGGAGAAUGAGUACCUUUUGUUAGGUUCACUUUCUGGUCCUUCAACAAACCCGGCUCCCAAUCCUCCAAGUCAUAUUCCUGGACCUAAGAAGGCUAAGGUUUCCACCAUUAACCAAAAGAACUUUGCAGGCCACACCCAACCUCCUCCUCGUCAUCCACCUUCAGGGCCAUUGAUGGAGAAUGAGUACCUUUUGUUAGGUUCACUUUCUGGUCCUUCAACAAACCCGGCUCCCAAUCCUCCAACUCAUAUUCCGAAGAAGGCUAAGGUUUCCACCAUUAACCAAAAGAACUUUGCAGGCCACACCCAACCUCCUCCUCGUCAUCCACCUUCAGGGCCAUUGAUGGAGAAUGAGUACCUUUUGUUAGGUUCACUUUCUGGUCCUUCAACAAACCCGGCUCCCAAUCCUUCAACUCAUAUUCCUGUACCUAAGAAGGCUAAGGUUUCCACCAUUAACCAAAAGAACUUUGCAGGCCACACCCAACCUCCUCCUCGUCAUCCACCUUCAGGGCCAUUGAUGGAGAAUGAGAACCUUUUGUUGGGGUCACUGGCUCGUAAUCGUCCUACUACCCCUUCUCCCAAUCCUCCCACUUUGAUUCCUUCACCAGGCAAGGCUAAGGCUUCUACCAUUAACCAGAAGAACUUUGCAGGCCACAACCAACUUCCUCCUCCUUCUCCUCCGCGCCCAUUUUCCACUACCAAGCAGCUCCUGUUUGUCAUGGCUAUUGGUCGUAAAUAA